AUGUAAUGAGUUAUUUCAAUUAAAAUAAAUUGUAUGUUGUGAAAGAGACCGGAUAUGUGGCACAAUACUAUCUCACUUCCGCCACACUCGGAAAUCCCAUACGCACGGGAUCAGCGGGUUUUCUUUGGUGAACAAGAGAUUAUGGUGAGCAGGUGAAGUGCAGCUGCAUGCAAGAGAGUCAGAUAGAGAGAUAAUACACGGUAUUUGUGCAAAAUGACGACGACGACAACAUUUAAAGGGAUGGAGCCCGGUGCAAAAAGCAGUUCCAGGGUUCUGCGUCCUCCUGGUGGUGGAUCCAAUAUUUCUUUUGGCAAUGAAGAUGAGAAACCAGUUCGAGUAAACAAGAUGGCCUCCAGUGUCUUUGCUGAACCCGAGGACCCCUAUGCCAAUCGCAGGAAUAACCCACCAGGUGGGGAGCCCACUGGUGUGCUUUGUGGAGAGUCCUCCGCUCCACUGAGAAGAAGAGACCAAUCCACCGCUAACUCAGCUGCUACUGAACAGUCCUGUGCUGAUACUGAGAAUGGUGCCAGUGCUGAGGCGAGCUCUGAGCAGCAGGCUGAAGUGUCUCCAGCCGAAGAGCCUGGUGCAGGUCUCCCCUCCGGCCGCAGAAACCCUCCAGGGGGCAAAUCCAGCCUUAUUCUGGGAUGAAAACCUCACAGCCAUCUGUUACCUCCGUCCACCUCUGUUUAAUUUCUGUGUUCAUUGUAUCUGUAGUUAUCAACUCUGAGGUCCUGGAAUAGUGAAAUCCUUGUUUACAUCCUGAAGUGCAUUAUUCAAUACCUCUCUUAUGAUAACUUUUUUCUACUGAUUAAUUUCUUUGGUUAAAAGCACUUUAUGUAUGUCUUUUAUUUUUAAUUCAAAGUCACCUGUGCCAAACCAAGAGGGGUACUGUACUAGUAUUGUUCUUUUUAUUAUAUGUGCCCGAACGUCAGUGGAAGAGCACAAGCUGUAGGUGAUCAGAAUCAAACUGAAUUUAUUUGGGUUUUUUAUGCUGUGCUACACGUUGCAUGCAAUCUGGUAUGUAUUGUGAGAAUGUGAUAAAACAACAUAAUCAUCAAAUUUAAAGAUUCUUACUGUGCGAUUCUUGUAAAUUUGCAUGAAUUUUUUUUUUUUUUCUUGGUUUUAAAACUGUUUUUAAGAUAAAACUGCCAAAGUGGUUCUCAAUUUGAUCGUACUAAGAACAUAAGGGGAAAAACAAUUACUUUUGGCUUUACAAUCUUGUAAGCUUGUAAAUUUGCCAAUAUUGUCAGCCUAAAAGAAAAACUCCUUUUUGUAUUCUAUCUUGAAUUGCUUGUUUUGUAUUUUUCAAUGAAACGCUGUUGGCUGUUUUAGUGUAGUGUUAUGGAAAAACUUAAAUUUUAAGUGACCUUAACUGCUCAUGUCCUCAGUCCGGAAGAAACUCCGGAAACUAAUAGGCUAUUACUGAUCAUACCUGCCUUCAACUCCCAGGUGUCACCCUUGUACCACGUUUUGGCAAAAAUAAACCUUAUUUGCAACGUG
Boleophthalmus pectinirostris (great blue-spotted mudskipper) is the source of this 1500-nucleotide messenger RNA. RefSeq names its product Jupiter microtubule associated homolog 1a (gene jpt1a). Gene Ontology annotation, cellular component: nucleus. The record is from RefSeq and is a predicted model, not a curated record. NCBI's taxonomy places the organism in Eukaryota, Metazoa, Chordata, Actinopteri, Gobiiformes, Gobiidae. The coding region runs from base 214 to 648 and encodes 144 amino acids. The transcript is spliced from 5 exons.